Molecule: messenger RNA, 1284 nt
Organism: Amoebophrya sp. A25
Lineage: Eukaryota; Dinophyceae; Syndiniales; Amoebophryaceae
Source: the annotation of a GenBank genome assembly
AUGUGGUACUGCCGUUUUGGCGAAGACAGCAUCUCGCUAGACGAUCAGCGGAGGUUGCAAAGCAGGGAUCGUCAGGAACAUGCGCUGAGGAAAGCGGUAUUUUUUCUGUGGAUGAGGUCGAAAGUUGGGGAUGAUAGGCUUAUCUUUGUAGUUUCGUCCUUGAUACAGCUCGCUGCAUGACAUCACUAGCACUACAUCGCUGAAGAGGUUCCGUCAAACAAAUACAGGUCAUUAGCGCCCGCCGCGAGAUGCUCUUUCUACAACGAGCAGCUGGCAAGGACAAGCGCUUUGAGCGGUUUUUGAAGAAAAAAGAACGAUGUUUAGAUGUCAAGUUGCGCAACCCUGGUUCCAUCUUGAAACCGAAGUCGCGACUUCUAUCUCCGGAAAGAAAAGCAGAGAUACAGUACAAGAAAGACGUGGCUCGCAGUAUAGCAAGUCCGUACAGCACAGCGAGUCCAGAGGGUCAAGAUGCUCUAAAAGGAGUACUAGGAGGUCAGAAGCAAUUGCCAUCUUCAAGCAGGACGCCGAGAGACAACAAAGAAAAUCUUGGAGUUGCCUCGAAAGCGCUUGCGUCGCAGAUCAAGCCGCCACCGCUGACUAAGGUAUUUGUUAUGUUGAAUCUGUACUCAAUCAUGCGUAUGGUUCUUUCGAAUUUAGAGGAAUGGAAAUGCAAAAACCUCCAAGUACGAAAACUUUCUCCAAUAACCACAGCCUCGCAGCGACAGUUUCAGUUCCCGCGCGACGCCUCCGUUAUCCCCCACUAAAAGCGCGUCUCCAUCCAAGACCUCCGCUCGAAAAGCUUUGCACUCUAGGGACAAGUCCCCUCCUAGAGGGAGAGAAAUAGGUGGAGCGGCAGGCGCAGGCAAAUCGUUUGUGGAGCGCGUGGCCCUGGAGCUUCGCUCUGUGCGCAGUCCCAGCAAACGAGGCAGAUUAGACGAAGCUGCAACGGAGAAGCUACUGCAGGAAUUGAGGAAAAAAGUAACCGAGACGGCUGUGAAAAUGGACAAGAUAAACAUGGCAUUGCCGUCCGGAGGAACAUCUUCUCUAGCCCUAGGAGAUAUGUACAGCUACGGAGGAAAGAACGCGACGAGUCGUACAACGGAUCCUCUCGCUUCUGCUUCUCUAGACAUCAUCAAAAACGCAGACGAUAUUAUAGCACGUGAGAAGAAACGAGAAGAGGAUAAAAUGGUCAUGCAGAGCUUCUUGGCUUUACCACCAGAACCAUCAGGAGGUCCGUCUGGUUCUUAUGCGAUGCCAUCGCCGAGAGGACCGGAUCGAUUUUAA